Helianthus annuus (common sunflower) is the source of this 777-nucleotide messenger RNA. RefSeq lists its product as uncharacterized. The transcript has a single exon. Lineage: Eukaryota; Viridiplantae; Streptophyta; Magnoliopsida; Asterales; Asteraceae. The coding region runs from base 1 to 777 and encodes 258 amino acids. The record is from RefSeq and is a predicted model, not a curated record.
AUGUGGUAUCACCGGCAAUUACGAGGAAAUGAUAAAGAGAACCAUGGACUCAUGAAUGUUAAUUUUAGCAUUAAAGAUCUUGGCAAUCUAAAGUAUUUCUUGGGUAUUGAAGUGGCGCGAACGGACGAUGGGGUGGUUCUGAGUCAACAUAAAUACUCCAUGGACAUUUUGUCCGAUUGUGGGCAACUUGGAUGUCGUCCUAGUGCUUUUCCUAUGGAACAAAAUUUAAAAUUUUAUCAUUGCCCAGAAAGUCAUAAAACCGAUGCUUCCCUUUAUCGACGACUUAUCGGUCGAUUAUUAUACCUUCAAGCCAUGCGCCCCGAUAUUGCCUAUUCGGUAAACAUCCUUAGUCAAUUUGUCUCUGACCCGAGAACAGAUCACAUGGAUGUCGUCCUACGCAUCCUUCGUUAUUUGAAAAGCACUCUUGGACAGGGCAUAUUCAUACCCAAAGAUGGAGGUUUUAAUCUUGUUGGUUAUUGUGAUGCCGAUUGGUUGGGAUGUCCCUAUAUGAGACGUUCAAGGACCGGUUACUUGUUACUCUUGGGUGGUGCUCCCGUGUCUUGGAAAACAAAGAAACAGUCCGUUGUUUCGCGGUCGUCAGCAGAAGCAGAAUAUAGAGCAAUGGCUACAACGGUUAGUGAGGUUCUUUGGAUAUGUUGGCUUCUUAAAUACCUCACCGUAAAUUUGGAGGGUGCUACCCCUCUAUACUGCGACAAUGAAGCUGCCCGACAUAUUGCCAACAAUCCCGUUUUUCAUGAACGGACUAAUUCACGUUGA